This is a messenger RNA of Limulus polyphemus (Atlantic horseshoe crab), 541 nucleotides long. RefSeq lists its product as uncharacterized. NCBI's taxonomy places the organism in Eukaryota, Metazoa, Arthropoda, Merostomata, Xiphosura, Limulidae. The annotation marks the transcript as partial. The transcript is spliced from 5 exons. The record is from RefSeq and is a predicted model, not a curated record.
UUAAUAUGAUAAGAAUAAUGUGCUCGUGAUGUUGCAAAUACGCAGGAUCAGCAGAAAAACGUUAGCAUCAGUAAAGAUACUCAAAUAUCCCAAGUGCUUUCAGACUGAAGUAAAGUCCUAUUUCCGGAAGCGCUUCGGUUAUUUGGGUUUCUUUUCUGAUAACAAUAAUUAUGUAGAUGAUGAAUCAUAUAUAGGCCUAAGCUGUACACAACUGGUUAAAAGGGAGACUGAGAAAAGUGUUGUUCAUUUGAGGCAUCAUGAGAAAUGUGUUGAGAUUCUUCCUUGCAGUUUCAUGCAUUCUUUUGGGGUCACUGACCAUUACAUAGAACUCAUAGUGCAUACUGGAGGGAUAGAGACAUUUUGUAACCCUUGUUGUCUAUCUAAAAGUGUCAUGGAAGUUGAAGAUGAUUUUAGGGAACAAGAUAGUGGUCAGCAUCGAGUCCAUUUCAAUGAAGAAUCGGAUCAUUUUGGCCAUGAUGCAAAUAUUAUUGUUCAUCCUUUGAAUAACAUGCAUAUUAAUGUUCAUCUGGGAUUUUUACAG